Colletotrichum paranaense is the source of this 312-nucleotide messenger RNA. RefSeq names its product fungal hydrophobin. The transcript is spliced from 3 exons. Lineage: Eukaryota; Fungi; Ascomycota; Sordariomycetes; Glomerellales; Glomerellaceae. Bases 1 to 312 code for a protein of 103 amino acids. The record is from RefSeq and is a predicted model, not a curated record. Gene Ontology annotation, cellular component: extracellular region.
AUGCAGUUCGCUACUACUCUCGUUUCGAUCUUGGCCACUGCCGUCAUCGCCAUUCCCACCGGCAACACUGGCGGUGGCUCUGCUCCCUACGAUGCUUGCUCUGGUCUCUACGACAGUCUUCAGUGCUGUGCCACCGAUGUUCUGGGAGUUGCUAAUCUUAACUGCGCUCCUCCUCUGCCAACAGCCGCGACCGUGCCGACUUCGGCCAGCGACUUCAAAAACAUCUGUCACAAGGCUGGUCAACAAGCCCGCUGCUGUGUUCUUCCCGUUCUCAACCAGGGUGUCCUUUGCCAGACUCCCGUUGGUGUUUAG